Messenger RNA from Melospiza melodia melodia, 639 nucleotides. RefSeq names its product phosphatidylinositol glycan anchor biosynthesis class P (gene PIGP). The record is from RefSeq and is a predicted model, not a curated record. Gene Ontology annotation, molecular function: phosphatidylinositol N-acetylglucosaminyltransferase activity. Gene Ontology annotation, cellular component: endoplasmic reticulum. Lineage: Eukaryota; Metazoa; Chordata; Aves; Passeriformes; Passerellidae. Gene Ontology annotation, biological process: GPI anchor biosynthetic process. Bases 161 to 559 code for a protein of 132 amino acids. The transcript has 4 exons.
UCCUGCUGUCCUAGGGAGUGAGGGCGGGGUGCGGCCCCCACAGCCGGGGUGCGGCCCCCACAGCCGCGGGUCCCCCCCGAGGAGCUCCCCAGGAAAUCCCUGUGUCCAUCCUCUCGUCCCUUCUCCGCCCUCCCCGCCAGGUUACGGGGAAGAGCCCGGCAUGGUUGAGAACUCUCCGGCGCCGCUGCCGGAAAGGGCGAUUUACGGAUUUGCGCUUUUUUUGGGCUCGUGGUUCGGCUUCAUUUUGUACCUUAUCUGGGCUUACAUUCCUGAGACUUGGCUCUUCUCCCUGGGACUGACAUACUGGCCUCAAAAGUACUGGGCAGUUGCCCUGCCAGUUUAUCUGCUGGUGGCUGUGGGUAUUGGGUACAUUUUGCUUUUUGGGAUUAACAUGAUGAGCACAGCUCCGCUCAGCUCCACUCACACCAUCACAGAUAACUUUGCCAAAAAGCAGCAGCAGAAGAAAUUCCAGGAGGAGGCGAUUCCAGCCCUGAGAGAUGUUCCCAUCAGUGAAGUCAACAGGAUGUUCUUCCUGCCUGAGAAAGGCACCAGCAGAUAGUUCUGUUAAAUCCUGUUCCCACAAAAGAUUAAUAAAAUUGAUCGUUUUAUUAAUUAAAACCUCUCCGGGCUAAAAAGAAA